GGGUGGCAUCUUAAGGACCCCGACUGGGCUGGAAAAAGGCACAGAGGGAUAAACCGGUGGGGUGGCUGUGUGUGUGUGUUGGCGUUUUGUUCUUAACAAUUGUUUAAUUCCCUUUUCGAAACUGCAGACCGAUACACACGCGAAAGACUAAGAGGGGUGUAAGUUGUCCUGUACCACUCGGACGAGAUCGCAACAAUUCGUCACGUUGUUCUGAUCAAACCGAUCAGAUCAGACGUCUUCGGAAAUUAUCCUGUGUGGAUACGUUCCCCGUUAGGAUAAAGACAGCCUGCCAGCAAGCAAACUAGUGCGGUGGAUUAAUCUAAAGAGACGAUGAGUACUCUGGAUUCUGUGGAUCGAGUCGAGUUGUGCGAGAGUCUGUUGACAUGGAUUCAGACGUUUGGAGUGGAGGCGCCCUGCAAAACAGUGGAGGACCUCGUCGGCGGGGUGGUUAUGGCCCAGGUCCUGCAGAAGAUAGAUAUUGUGUAUUUCAAUGACAACUGGAUAAGCCGGAUUAAGUCUGAAGUGGGGGAUAAUUGGAGAUUAAAGAUCAGCAACCUAAAGAAAAUCUUAAAAGGAAUCUUAGACUACAAUCAAGAGAUCCUGGGCCAGCAGAUUAAUGACUUCACUCUCCCAGACGUCGGCCUCAUCGGCGAGCACUCAGACGAGGCGGAGCUGGGCAGGAUGCUGCAGCUCAUCCUGGGCUGCGCCGUCAACUGUGAACAGAAGCAAGAGUACAUCCAGACCAUCAUGAUGAUGGAAGAAUCUGUACAGCACGUUGUCAUGACGGCCAUUCAGGAGCUGAUGAGCAAAGAGUCCCCGGUCACAGGAGGAAGUGAUACCUACGCGGAUCUUGACCGACAGCUCAAGAAGACCGUGGAGGAGCUGAACGACGCUAUGGCCACAAAAGAGGAGAUUGCCCAGCGCUGCCACGAGCUAGACAUGCAGGCCUACCUCGUUCAAGAGGAACGUGAUAGACUGAGGUUAGAGUAUAUUGAACUAGAAGAAAGGGUGGCAGGGCUUCAGGAGGAGAAGAGCAGCCUCCUGGCCGAGAACCAGGUGCUGAUGGAGCGGCUCAACCAGUCCGACUCCAUCGAGGACCUGAACAGCCCGGCCGGACGCAGACACCUGCAGCUGCAGACCCAGCUGGAACAGCUACAGGAGGAGACCUUCAGGCUGGAGGCGGCGAAAGACGACUAUAGGAUCCGCUGCGAGGAGCUGGAGAAGGAGCUGGCGGAGAUGAGGAAUCAGAACGAGGAGCUCACCUCCCUGGCUGACGAGGCGCAGUCGCUCAAGGAUGAGAUGGACGUGCUCAGGCACUCCUCUGACAAGGUGUCUAAGCUGGAGGGGAUGGUGGAGUCCUACAAGAAGAAGCUGGAGGACAUGGGGGACCUGCGGCGGCAGAUGAAGCUGCUGGAGGACAAGAACAACGUCUACAUGCAGAACACCGUCAGCCUGGAGGAGGAGCUGCGGAAAGCCAACGCUGCCCGCGGCCAGCUGGAGACCUACAAGAGACAGGUGGUGGAGCUGCAGAACAGACUGUCGGAGGAGUCAAAGAAGGCCGACAAGAUGGAGUUUGAGUACAAACGCCUCAAGGAGAAGGUCGACUCCCUCCAGAAAGAGAAAGACCGUAUGAGGACGGAGAGAGACUCGCUGAAGGAGACCAUCGAGGAGCUGCGUUGUGUGCAGGCCCAGGAAGGCCAGCUCACAGCAGGCAUGGUUCCCCUGGGCAGUAACGAGGGCUCAGAUUCACUGGCUGCUGAAAUCAUGACCCCAGAAAUCCGGGAGAGACUCAUCAGACUCCAGCAUGAGAAUAAGAUGCUGAAGAUCAACCAAGAGGGUUCGGACAACGAGAAGAUCGCUCUUCUGCAGAGUCUACUGGAGGAUGCCAACAGCAGGAAGAACGAGCUAGAGACCGAAAACAGGUUGGCUAACCAGAGACUGCUGGAGGGAACGAGCCAGGUGGAGGAGCUCCAGAAGAACCUGACGGAGCAGGGCCUCAAGGCUGACGAUGCCAUUGCGAUCAUGCUGAAGAAGAAACAUGAUGAGCAAUUGAUUAAACUGAAAGAGGUGAGCAGUGAACUUCAGAAGAAGAAUGCCCACAUCGAGGAUAUGGAAUCCAAAAGCAGCCAGACCACUCAAAAGGUGGAAGAGCUGGAAGAGGCCUUGAAGAAGAAAGACGAGGACAUGAAACAGAUGGAGGAGAGAUAUAAGAAAUAUCUGGAGAAGGCCAAGAGUGUUAUCCGGACUCUGGACCCCAAACAGAACCAAGGUUCGGCUCCCGAGGUGCAGGCCCUGAAGAACCAGCUGCAGGAGCGAGAGAGGAUGCUUCAUUCCCUGGAGAAAGAAUACGAUAAGACGAAAACACAGAGGGACCAGGAGGAGAAGCUGAUUGUGUCUGCCUGGUACAACAUGGGCAUGGCCCUCCAAAAGAAGGCGGCAGAGGACCGGCUGGCCAGCACAGGCUCGGGUCAGUCGUUCCUGGCCCGUCAGCGGCAGGCCACCAACACGCGCCGCACCUAUCCUGGCCACGUUCAGCCCACCUCAGCCAGUGAUGUGAUUGCAUGACCGGCAGGGCGGGCUUUGGUGGAAGUGGGUGCAUGACCGUGCUGCUUGCAUGACUUAAUUUGCGUUGAGCAUGCAGAAAUAACCCAAUCAACACUAACCCUCCCACAGCCUCUCCCUCUCCUUCCCCCGCUUCCCCCCCCCGUUAUGUGGACUGUCGUGGUGGGGAAGGACAUUCAGUCCUAAACUCAGACUCUCCGGAGACUCCCUCAGCCCUCCCCUCCCAAACAAAGUUACAGUCCCUCCAACGCCACAACACCUCCCUCGGCCCUGACCGUCUCUAAAAGGACGGCCCGCCUUGCUUGGGGCUGUCACUCCUCAGGCUGGAGUGGGAGGUGCAGGUAUGGUGCAUGCUGGGAGAACAGGGAGUAUGUGUUUUCACUACUUCCAAGAUGGCCCCUGACAGAGGUCUGGACAGAUCCAGAAGUGGCAGGACUAGUUGAGCGGGGUGGAGGGUAUGGGUUCAUGUUAGCCUCUUACACUACCUACACGACCACUUUGACUAAUUUGGGGUAGUCGGCUGGACACCUUAAUGAAACUGCUCAGAGAAGCGUGUGAAAGGGUCCGAGACUGUUUGUGUCGUUGUCUCCUAAGGAUCAAGCAAAAAACUUUGUUGCUAAUAUCAAAUGAAGACUACAUGAAUCCGGUAUUUUCCCAUUCAGAACCCUCUCUAAUCCAUUUUCCUAUUUUCUUUUUUCUUCUCCCGUGUAUAAUUUAAUUGAAUUGAACUGCCUCUUAUUCAAUGGUGUUACUUUUUAUGCUUUGUUUGUGUCCCUUCCCCAAAACCCCUUUGAACAAACUGCUCUGAAGAUAGCAGUGUGAGAUCUAAGGACAAAUUGGACUCUAUGAACAAAACCAAGCCUUCGCAAGCAGAAGCUCUAUUUAUUUUUUCCUGUUUUUGUUUGUGUUUUAUUUCCACCCUCAGUAUUGACAGUAUUAUUCUAUGAUUUUUCCGAGUUUUUGUUUAGUGACGGUAUAAACAAAGGAGCCUGGAUGUUUUCCAGUAUCCCAGUCUCCGUGUUUGAGAAUGUCCACUCUUGCAGGUCUUGCGUACGUCAAAAGACAAAAUAGGAAGGUAGACUCCCAAGGGUGUCUUUCUCAAACUCUUUUAAGACUCAAGUGCUUUUUUACACCCCAAAAUAUUCAGUGUGGAUGGAAAGUCUGAGGCCCCUGGUACUGGCAUACCUUUGGCACAUCAGUGAAACUGUAGUCUACCACUACUUUCUGUUGACUUUUUCCCCCAACAGAUUAUAGCAGAACUCUGUUCAUGUUAUGCGAUAGAUUUUCAGACUCUGUGUAAUGUGUAAGAUUUGUGUCGGGCGGAGAGAUGUUAUGGAGAAAUGUUCAGGUUUUUAAGUAUUCUUUAAUUCUCGGUCAGGUGUGGCAAGAGUUUGCAUGUCUUAUGGACACAGAAUCUGUAUCAGUGGUCAGAGAUUCCUUGUCGUCUUUUAGCUCUGAAAUCCACAUUAGGCCUUUCAUUACCGUCCACAGUGGAAAUCUUCAAACCUGCUUGUCUGCUACCCAGUCCAGGAAACCUAGGGCAAACAUUAAAAAGCAGGUUGUACAAUUAACUAAGGUUGUAAUCUAUCAACAGGUUUUAAUGGUGGCUGUAUUUUUUAAUUAAUCAGGAGAUUCCUUACUCUCAGUAGCAAAUAACCUUCCAUUUGCCAAGUUUUAUAUUGCUUGUAUACAAUAUGUAAAUAAUGUAUGUCUGAAACAGUGGUGGAAUACCUGAUUAUUAGAUACAACAUAGAAAAAAGAAAAAGAUCUCAUGAUUUGAGUUUGGUGGAUUUCAUUGUAUAUCUCCAUUAAGAAACUUGUUGACAAACAAAUUGUGCUUCCUCUGCUGCAGAAAUGUACAGUUGUUAAUCCAGUUGUAAAUAAAGCUUGUAUAAAACUUG
Clupea harengus (Atlantic herring) is the source of this 4463-nucleotide messenger RNA. RefSeq names its product hook microtubule-tethering protein 3 (gene hook3). Bases 331 to 2565 code for a protein of 744 amino acids. The transcript has 25 exons. NCBI's taxonomy places the organism in Eukaryota, Metazoa, Chordata, Actinopteri, Clupeiformes, Clupeidae. Gene Ontology annotation, molecular function: microtubule binding; dynein light intermediate chain binding. Gene Ontology annotation, cellular component: cytoplasm; centrosome. Gene Ontology annotation, biological process: cytoskeleton-dependent intracellular transport; cytoplasmic microtubule organization. The record is from RefSeq and is a predicted model, not a curated record.